Messenger RNA from Mesoplodon densirostris (Blainville's beaked whale), 783 nucleotides. RefSeq names its product proline-rich protein 2-like. Lineage: Eukaryota; Metazoa; Chordata; Mammalia; Artiodactyla; Ziphiidae. Bases 1 to 783 code for a protein of 260 amino acids. The transcript is spliced from 2 exons. The record is from RefSeq and is a predicted model, not a curated record.
AUGGAGAUCCUUACGGUGCACGAGGCACCCCUUCCUCCCCGCGACCCUGAGCCUCCAGGCUCGCAGGAGCGCCCAGAGCUGGGUGCCCAGGACGGUACGGGGAAGCUGGGGAGCCACCGUCGGAGGCUCGCCCUCGCCAGACCCCGUCCACCGUGGUCGUCCGUCCCGCGGCCCCCAAUGCAGGGCCGCCACCUCGUCCGCGGGACCGGCCGGAGCGCGGGGACGCGGCGCUGCAGACCCGGCGGACCGGGGAGGCGGGCGGGGUCCCGAAGGGGCCGCGGCACUGGAGCCACCGAGGUGCAGGGCCAGGGUGGCGCCCUGGGCGCGGACCGGCCCUCGCCCCUGCCCGAUCCCGGCGCCCGAGGCCGGCUCGGCACGGCCACCUCUCUCGGGCCCCUCAGCCGCGCCCGGCUCCCGCGAGGCCGACACAAAGGGGACGCGCGUCACCCACCUGGUCCCGCGUGGCAGGGGCCCCAGGGCCGCCGCUCCUGCUCGGCCACGGGCGGGGCUCCGCGCGCCGCGCCUCGGUCCGCGGUCCGGGGCCGGGUGUCCGCGCUGCGCGUCCGCCGCCCCGCCCGGAGUCGCCCUUUAUUCCCGUCCGCCCUCCAGCCGGGGCGCACGGCCCGCGGGGGGAGAGUGGGCGGCGGCGCCGAGUGGCACAAAGACGCGGGGAGCACAGUGUCGGCCCGCGCGCCCCCGCCCGGCGCGCAGCGCCCCCUGCCGCCCGCCCGCCCGCCCGCCGCGCCCCGCCCUCGGCCGCGCAGGCCCGCGGGGACACCCUGA